AUGGUUACUUCAACUCCUUAUUAUGCGCAGGCUAAUGGGCAAGUGGAGGCAGCGAAUAAGAUCUUGAUAAGUUUGAUAAAAAAGCAUAUCGGAAAUAAGCCUCGAACGUGGCAUGAAACUUUAAGUCAAGUAUUAUGGGCUUAUCGAAAUUCGCCAAGAGGUUCGACGAAAACUUCACCUUAUAAGUUGGUAUAUGGCCAUGAUGAAAUGUUACCGUUAGAAAUUAAUUUGAAUACUUUAAGAGUAUCAAAACAUAAUGAUUUUCCAGUUGAUGACUAUUGGAAUGUAGUGUUUGAUGAGUUAAAUGAAUUAGAUUCGGAACGAAUCUUGGCACUAGAUAACAUUAUUCGACAAAAAGAAAGCAUUGCACGAAGUUAUAAUCGUCGAAUCAAAGGAAAAUCUUUUGGGAUAGGUGAAUUAGUCUUGAAAGUUAUUUUGCCUAUGGAAAAGAAAUCGAGGUUUCUAGGAAAAUGGUCCCUUGCUUGGGAAGGUCCUUUUCAAGUUGUAGGGACGUAUUCUGGAAAUGCUUAUCAGAUUAAAGAUAUUGAGUCAGGGACGGUGGUUAACUCGAUUAAUGGGAAAUACUUAAAACAUUUCUAUUGUUGGCAAAAGUAG
Arachis duranensis is the source of this 615-nucleotide messenger RNA. RefSeq lists its product as uncharacterized. NCBI's taxonomy places the organism in Eukaryota, Viridiplantae, Streptophyta, Magnoliopsida, Fabales, Fabaceae. The transcript has a single exon. The record is from RefSeq and is a predicted model, not a curated record. Gene Ontology annotation, molecular function: nucleic acid binding. Bases 1 to 615 code for a protein of 204 amino acids.